GGAAAAUCCUUGGAGAAAUGGCUAUGAAUAAAGCGCCGUCUUAUGACUUGAACCACUUUCGACUGGACAGAUUUACCAGAAAAUCCUUGUUUGUCAGAGAAAAAUGGCUGCCGUGUACGAUGCUAUAGUUGUUGGAGCUGGUAUAAAUGGCUCUUCUACCGCCCACUACUUACAGAAAAAUGGUUACAGAACUUUAUUAUUGGAACAGAUGUCAAGGAAGGACCCUAAACAGUUCCCACUGCCUCACACCAGGGGAAGUUCCCAUGGUCAGAGUCGAGGUAUCCGAAGGGCCUAUUUACAGGAAAUAUUUGCCAGUAUGAUGAGAGAAGCCUAUCCAAUGUGGGAACAGCUGGAACAAGAUUCAGGAACUCAACUUUACACGAAAACCAAACUCCUUGUGAUGAGUGCUAAGCAGGACACUUAUGUUGACAAAGUGAAAAAAACUCUCUCCACCUGUAAUAUGGCCUUUGAAGAGGUAUCUAACGAACGAUUAGUUAACGAGUUUAACAUCAAACUUGCAGCAGGAUCCAAGGCUAUUGUUGAUCUCGAAGCAGGAAUUCUUCAUGCAGACAAAGCCUUGUCCACAUAUCAAGAUCAGUUUGUGAAAAAUGGAGGCACACUCAUUGAUGGAAACCAAGUACUUUCUAUCAUAUCUGGUGAAAUCCACCAACUAAAUACAUCAAAAGGUACCUUCCAGGGACGAAAUGUUGUUCUCUGCCUUGGCCCUUGGGCCAAAUCUUCUUUUCAACGUCUUGGAAUUGAAUUUCCUUUAAAGAUUCAAAGAGUGACUGUUGGUUAUUUCAAACAGAAACCUGUCGCAGGUCGACCGAACAAAAUUGAUGCCCAUUUGUUUUACUAUUCAAAUGGAAAUGAUGGGUUUUAUGGAAUUUUUGAAAAAGAAUACCCUGCACUGACAAAGUUCUGUUUGCACGAUGGCCCUGAAGUUCAACCAGAUCAUCGAGACCAGGUUAAUUCUGAUUGGACAUUGGAGAAAUGCAAACAUCUGAUUGAAGAAUCCUUUCCAGGACUUGAACCGGAACCCAGUAUUGUGGAAUCAUGCCUUUAUACCAUGACACCAGAUGAUUUUUUUCUUAUGGACAGACAUCCAAAAUAUCAUAACAUUAUUUUGGCAGCUGGGUUCUCAGGACACGGUUACAAGCUGGCACCCGUGACAGGGAAAAUCCUUGGAGAAAUGGUUAUGAAUAAAACACCAUCUUAUGACUUGAGUCACUUUCGAUUGGACAGAUUUACCAGAAAAUCCUUGUUGUAAUUUUAACUAAUUUGAUGCCAACAGCACUUCCUUCAAGAAUUUUAG
This is a messenger RNA of Octopus bimaculoides (California two-spot octopus), 1315 nucleotides long. RefSeq names its product peroxisomal sarcosine oxidase. Gene Ontology annotation, molecular function: flavin adenine dinucleotide binding; sarcosine oxidase activity; L-pipecolate oxidase activity. NCBI's taxonomy places the organism in Eukaryota, Metazoa, Mollusca, Cephalopoda, Octopoda, Octopodidae. Gene Ontology annotation, cellular component: peroxisome. The record is from RefSeq and is a predicted model, not a curated record.